AUGGCAUCCUCACCGGCGCGCGUGUACAGGCAGUGGCGCGAGCAGGCGCGAUUGCUGGGCUGGCGAUGGUGCGAUCCGUACCUAUACCAAGCACAUGCCUUCCUUGCUCGACGUACCGUGGAGGCAUGGCGCGAUGCGAUGGUUGCGCAACGCCACGCUAUAGCAGCGCGCAAAGCACAGCAAGCGGAAAUGCGAUGCCGGCAACUGCAGUGGGCGAAUGCUGGAUGGACACAUGCCAUCUCUCGCGCCUUAGAUCAGGCGUAUGCACGCCGCGGCGCACUGCGGCAUAGCAUUCUACGUGCGCUAGCGCCUCCGCAUCCCUCUCCCAGCGUAGGAGAGAAUGCGCGAUACCCACGGCGUUUACGUCUUCCUCACUUAUCGAGUCUCGUACAAACCAUGAUCCUAAGCAAGGACGCGCAGCGCGGCGAUGCGCCGAAACCCAGUGCACUGGCAUGCCCGCCAAAGCUCGCCUUGGCCUAUGAGAGCGUGCAAAAGAUACCUGGGCAUACGCUUAGUCGACGACGUAGGGCCAAUGCGCACUGGCGCUGGUUUUCUAUGCAAUGGCAACGGGUUCGCGCACCGCUAGGGCUCCAUAUUGUGCGUGCGAACGAUGCGGAAGACACGCCGGGCUUUGCACCGCGCGAGCAGCCAUACAGUGCGCUCUAUGCGCACGUCGAAUCGCGCGCGGCGUCGCCAGGCCCGACGGCGCCACGACGCGUCCGUCGCGCACAGAAUACCGUUUGCGAAUCUACAAUUAUACGGCCAAGAUACUUGCGUGCUGCCCAGGAAGCUGUGACGGCCAUGGAAGCGACGCACACCGCGACGUAUCGAAAAGCCGCACGCCGUCUUUCCUCCCGCCUAGUGACUGUAACGCCUACAUCACGCGCCUACCGCCGUCAGUACGCGCGGAUCUUAGCGCAAUCGCCUCGUAUUGAUGUGCAUGACAAUGCUGUGUCUUGGAAGAAGCAUGCCUCGACGCCUCCCCAUUCUAUACCCCCCUGGAUGCAACUGGCACACAGUCUCCAGGCGCUGACCAAGGCCGAGUCGGCGUCGCCUACCCCGGACGCAAAGCCAAGCGCGGCAGAGAAGCGCAAGCCCUUUCGUAUCCAUCUAUCACCGCAUGCUCUCUAUAGUGGCAAGGGUCCACGCACAGUCCGAGCACAGGCCACGCCGGACGAAGCUGCGUGGCUCGCACGCGGAUCUCAGGGAUUAAAGUAG
Molecule: messenger RNA, 1218 nt
Organism: Malassezia pachydermatis
Lineage: Eukaryota; Fungi; Basidiomycota; Malasseziomycetes; Malasseziales; Malasseziaceae
Exons: 1
Coding region: 1-1218 (405 amino acids)
Source: RefSeq, a predicted model, not a curated record